This is a messenger RNA of Symbiodinium natans, 1500 nucleotides long. The record is from the annotation of a GenBank genome assembly. NCBI's taxonomy places the organism in Eukaryota, Dinophyceae, Suessiales, Symbiodiniaceae.
AUGGCCGAGGGCGCUGCGGCGAUGGCGUACAAGCCCCCUCCCGCUGCAGACGGCUCACCUCGCGCCGUGGUGCCUUGCGUCCGCCUGGGGGUGCUUAUGGCGGGGGCCUUUCCGUCCAACGGCGCGGAGAUCGAUCCUACCUAUGCUGCGGCGCUCGACGCGACGAUCAAAGCCUUUGGAGACGCAGGUGUGUAUGUCUUCCUGGACCUACACCAGGAUGCGUGCGCCACCACGAAUGGGGGAGAAGGACUCCCCUGGUGGGUGACGGCUGACAUGCAAGAGCGCGCGGGCUGCUGCCUGGAGCAGUGCUGCUGCUGUUGCUGCUUCUCUGGCAGCUGCUGGUCCUGCUGCCCGGAGCGCUGCCGUACAUCCUACAUCGCCUCGCCGUCGCAUCCUCUCACACCUUGCUGCCUCCCGAACUGCCUCAUGAGUUGCUGUGGCCUGGGGAUUACUACCUAUGAUGGUGAUGCAGAGCCUUGGCUGGCAUUCUCGGUCCAGGACAAGGGAGCCAACCCUGACUUCAUGAAUGCUGGCAAUGCGAGCAUGCGGCAAAACAACUCCGACAGCACCUGGAGUCGUCUGGUCACCACUGCGCAGCUGCAGAACACAAUGCCGAGGAUCUAUGCGUCCCCGGAGAACAGCGCAGAUAGGGCGCUCUACUUCGAGCCAUACAUGAUGCUGGUGCGGCAUCUCUGCGGGGUGUGGGACAAGCAUGCGAAUGUCAUCGCGGUGGAGCUGAUGAACGAGCCGCCGCUGGGUGGUCUGCCAAAUCUCUGCAGCACCCUGACGAUCUGGCGUCAAAUCCUGGGCUUUUACGGCCACGUGCUGGCGGAGCUGGAUAAGGAUCCCCGCAUCAAGAGCCCCAUCGCCAUCGACAACUUCAGCAGCACGAUUCCCGGUGAGGCAUGCGAGAUAUCGUGCUUGGCCUGCUCGGGCACGCCCAGCGCGGCUAUGAAGCAAUUCCAGUCCUACGCCGAGCGAAACCGCCUGAUCUUGUCCUUCCACUACUACGCCCCUCCGGCCAAUGUCAGCUGGGAGAAGAUGGUCGAGCUAGCCAAGGCAAAUGCCCAGAAGCUGGGUGGCGUCCCUGUCUGGCUCAGCGAGUAUUGGGAGGCAUCGGCGCAGGAGAUGGCAGACAAGCUCGCGCUCAGCACGGAUCUGGGAGUGCCGGCCACGACCUACUGGCAAUAUGCGGACACGACCUACACGCAGACCGAAGGAUGGUACAUGUACGACGAAGCCGUGCUCAGCGCGGGUGGCGUCCCAGUUAGCUCCAGUGGAGUCAUCAACGACAAGUCUUGGCCGACCUACCAGCAGACGGUGAGGGACGGCACGUUCUUUGGAGCCAGCAUCACUGGAGCGGAAGGCGCCCAAGAGGGAGUGCUGCGGCUGGUACCCGCGGACAGCCAACUGGAAUCCAGGCGGGGCCAGGCAAAGCGCUGGCCCGACUACGCGAAAACCUUCCUGCACAAAGUCAGGAGGCAUCUUGCGGCCAAGUGA